Dreissena polymorpha is the source of this 4422-nucleotide messenger RNA. Its product is annotated as pro-neuregulin-1, membrane-bound isoform-like. Lineage: Eukaryota; Metazoa; Mollusca; Bivalvia; Myida; Dreissenidae. The transcript is spliced from 11 exons. The record is from RefSeq and is a predicted model, not a curated record. Gene Ontology annotation, molecular function: cell-cell adhesion mediator activity. Gene Ontology annotation, biological process: axon guidance; dendrite self-avoidance; homophilic cell-cell adhesion. Gene Ontology annotation, cellular component: plasma membrane; axon. Bases 149 to 3082 code for a protein of 977 amino acids.
UUAGCGAGUUAACGCACUACGAUAGGAGUCAUUUGAACGACUCGAGUCGAACGAAGUGUACAAUGUGCUAUAACACUUAUCGGAGUGAAGGAAUGAAUUGUGAUUUUAUGUCAAUUUUGUCGACGUUAUUAACUUGUUAGAUAUCAAAAUGAGACUAUUCAGGUUAAGGUUUAUACUUUUGGGAUUAUUGCUGUGUUUAGACUAUAUAUGGUGCUUAAAUUGUGGGACAGAUUUUGUUGACCCUGCAUCAAGUGCAUAUCAGGCGGAUGUUGUUGUCAUAGCGAAAUUAAUGCAAAAGUUACCACCAAUUGAAAACAGGUAUAACACCACGAUCAAUGUAAAAGGUAAAAGAAAUAUAGUUAAGGGUCAUGAUCUUCUUAAGCGAUUAAGGCUUCUAACAAUUGGGGAGCUAGGGACAGGCGAGGUCGGAAGAUGUGUGUUCAAUAUAGCAAAGGAAACCUCCGCAAAAACGGAUUUCAUAUUUUUCCUGCGACAAACUAACGAUGAUAACUUUUUUCGAAUUUCUGCGGAGCCUGUUCCGAGUAGUAAUAAAAAGAUGUUUAAACAAGCAAAAAAGGAUAUAAAGAAGAUAUUGUGCGACAAAGAACCAUGUGCAAAACCCCCUGAAUUCCAUCUUAAGAAAAAAAUGAAAGACGCAACGAUAGCGGAGGGUGAGAACAUCGAGCUCACGUGCACGUUGAAGACACGACCCUUUCCGGCGGCCGAAACUAAGUGGUUGAAGGACGGUGUCCUUAUUGAAAAAAACAUACAGACAGGAAAAAAGAGUUCGCGGCUGCGCAUCCGGAAGGCCGGCGCGUCGGACUCCGGAACCUACACGUGCGUUGUGCGGAACGUCGGCGGGGAGAAGCGUCAGACAGCCGUGAUAACAGUGUCACGAGAUUCCCCACCCCAACUUUCUAAAGUGACGCUUGAUGAUGUCAAAGUUAAAUUCCAGACGCCUUUAAGGCUAACUUGCAAGGUCAAGGACUCGCCUUCGAACGUUAGAUUUACCUGGUUCAAAGACGGCAAAGAGAUUGACUCCAACAGCAGACCGGGCAUCGAGAUCGACACACGAAAAACCGAGUCGCGGCUCCGUAAGAACGUCACCCUGCUCAAUGAUCAAGGCUUGUACACGUGUGUUGCAACCAAUGCCGCCGGCGAGCUCGUGCAGAAAUCCAAUGUGACCGUCACUGACGUUUCACAAGACCUUGUAUCUAGAGCACCCGCCAAGAUCAUUGAGUGUACAGAAGCAGAGAAAUCAAAAUGUUUGAACAAUGCGACUUGUCAGAAAUAUGCGGAAAUAAAUCAGCCGUUCUGCACAUGCCAGAACAACUAUCAAGGGACGCGUUGUAACGUGUUCGUGCCAUCUCUUACGAGGAAGAACGAGGGAGACGACAAACUGGCUAAAGACCGUACCUUCGUCGUUGUUGGCAUCGUAAGCGGCAUCAUCCUCUUCAUCACAAUUUGUGUCGUCUCAUACUUCCUGGCAAGACGCCGACGACAUCGAUAUCUACGACGACGAGGGCGGCAGUGUACAAAUGGCAUCGCCGACAAAGACAUUCCAGACAAUGGUGAACAUGGACCACGUAGACCACUGAUAUUCUGUGAUGACAUCAAUGGACCCAUGAAAUCCACACUGACAACCCCCGUAGAGAAGGUACAGAAACAUGAGGUGCAGACGACGGAGACAUGUUUCUUGUCCUCGUCCUCGGACAACACAAACCUGUACAUCAACCCCAACGAGGGAUACGUGUCCGACCGCAGCAGCCGCUCGCGGAAAGACGCAAUCUCUGAGGGCGAUUCGAAACCAAGGCCGGUAGAAAGCGAUCAGACGAGCGACGACGAGAAUAUUCGCCCCAAAAACAGCCGGAAUAGUGACCCGAACUUUAGAAAGCCUUUGAACGGUAAUACUUCCACCGGCAGGGCUCGCGAAAAUGAACUCAACAAGGACGGGGCGCCGAGUGAACCUUUAAACGAUUUGAGCCCUAAACGGAAGUCUUUUCCAAAUGAAAACGCGAAGCCGAUUUUGAGCAAACCGAGUUUACCGAAUAUUCCUAAUCCGAGAUCCUCGCAAGGUCACGCUAUCAACAUCGAUUCGGACAGCGACGAGGAGCUUCCACGUAAUGAGUCGCCAUUAACGCCGCUGCACAUUAGUGAAGACGAAGGCAAUGGGAAUUACAGCAGCAUUUUCAAGAAAUGCAGGACAACAAAACCUGGGACAAGUAGUGCGACUAAUAUCACUCAAUACGACAGCAUUGACGCUCAUAGGGAAGACUUAAGUGCACCGGUGUCGUUUUUGAACGAAAAUCUUAAAGAAGUAAACAAGCGUCCCGAUGCUGCUCAUGAUCAUUCUGAAACGGUUGCUGAUAAGCCACGAGGUGGUGAUAUGGAAGGUAGACCCCGAAAAGCCGAGCGACAUCGGCAACUUCCGGCAGCAGAAAGGAGUAAACACGCGCCGUCGGAAACGAACGGCAAACAUACGGGACCGACCGGAAGGCCUAGAUCCGGUCCGCAACAACACAGAGCCAAAGACAAAGAGAGAGAACGUCGCAGAAUGCCUGUUCCCCCAGAAAAGCAAAGACCACCGUCGCAACCAGACAGAAAUAGAUCAAUCGCUGUCCCGACGGAACAUAUUCAAUUCCCGUCAUCCACAAAUGUUGUCAAUCCUAAAACUGAAUUCAACGAUAGGAGGCUGGACAAGCCAUCUUUGUUACUACAAUCCGACGGUAAUUUAGCCACGCCUGACGUCACUGAGCCACGUGAUGACGUCAGUGAUAGCUCCAGUACCACGACGGAGGGCUGUGACUCUCCCAACACUGUUUGGCAGAACGCUCAGCUUGCCGACUUCGCCGACGUCUCGCCGGUUACAGUUGAUGAGAGACAAAGUAAUCGGGGUGAGAGGGCCGGCUCGGCGGAUGGUCCUAAGUCAAAAUCCGGAAACGCUGCUGAUUCAUUUUCAAUUUUUCCUAAAAUGCCACCGCGGGCAAACGCUGCGGAAAACAAUAGAAAUUUUAAUCAAAGACCGCAUCCUAAUGAAUUAGGUCGAACAAAAUUGAAAGACAAGUUUUCGAUAGCUAUCUAAUACUGCAUUUAGAGCAUAAUAUAUAGUGCAUUAUAUUUCAGCUUGUAGAGUACAUGUUGUGUCGUUAAUAAGUAAUCUUAAUUUAUAUGAUGUUUUCAUUUCCUCUCAAUUACCUUUCUUCUUCAUGUUUUGAAACGUGCGAGCAAACAAAAUUGUACGUAAAGCAAACAGGUGUUGUGAAUAGAGUUGUUCAUACUGCAAGGGGUUGUCAAGGUUUCGUUAUGUGUCCGUCUGUUUAAAUCCUUUUCCUAUAGAAGGGAUGUUGCAUAAAUUUCGAAAUUAUUCCUUGUGCACGUGUCUCCUUCUUUCGGUUUCGGAUUUCAUCCACUCGCAUCAUUCCGUGUAUAUAUUUGCAUUUUAUUUAUAUUUUGCUGUUGAACAGUUCAGUGUUAUGUACAUACAUGUUGCUAUGCAUUUCACAAUAUUGCUACUUAUGUUUUAUGUCUGUUUGUUCUAAUUUUACUGUAUUUCAUGAAUAUGAAUUAUUCAUAGCAUUUAAGCUCCAAGCAAAUAUUGUUAGUUUGAGUUUGUGUAAUAGCGUGGCUAAAUUUCUACUUUAUAAUGUUUAAUACUGGAUUCUUACAAAACACUACUGUAAAUAAUAUGUAUUAAGUCCUGAUAUGUUUUAAAAAUAGUUUUUUAUAUUAAUAAAUGCCCUUGUUUAAAGUUGGUUUCAAGACAAUCCGAAUUGAUGAAAUACAGAAUGUUUUUAAAAAUAAUAGAAAAAAAGGUUUCGGAACAUAAUGCUUAGUGAAAAGCAAUUAUUCGAUGUUGCUUAACAUAAAUUAUGUAAAACGUUUAUACGACCUCUUUAAACCCAUAAAUAUAUAAACCAAUAAUAAAGAUGUUUUAGCCAGUAUUAAAUAUAUAAACCAAUAAUAAAUAUAAAGUUUUAGCCAAUAUAAAUUUGAAUGCGUUUUUGUUUGUAUUAUGUACGCGUAUAAUCUCUUAAAUCUAUCACGGUCAGUGUUGAUGAAACGAAAUAUCACACAAUAAUCCAUUAUUUGAGGCUGUGCAGCGGGCACCGGACAAGCAGAGGUUGGAGGUCAUACCGACACGGCAUAGCAAUACCGAUCUUUGUUGUCACGUGACCUUACGACACUGCUCGCCCGGUGACUACACUUUUCAUCAACGGCUUUUAAUUCGGGAUAUAGAUUUUGGGCGACGGAUUAAGAUUUUGUCUGCCCCAUAUCAGGUCAAGUUACCAGAUUGAAUUGCUAUGUUUAUUUUCUAUAUGUAUAUUUGUGAUAAUUUUUUAAGUUGUUUAUGCAAUUCAUAUUUAUAUAUAUAUCUAGAUUGUUUUAUUGGGCGAUUUGAAAUAAAUGAAUAAUUGAAAUGAU